UAAGCGCAGCACUUCCACCUUCACGGCGAGCUGGUCAGUCUUGUGUAAAUAAACCCUGCCCACACGCGAGCCGCGUCCACUUUCACAGCGAGAUUUCGGCGUUAAAAACGUUUCUCAAGUAAGUUUUGUGUUUUGGCAACUUUGUCUUAUCCUCAAGAAACGAACGAGCUGUCUGGUAAAGGCGUUGCAUUGGUAAUGGCUGCAGAAAGCGAGCACGAUGAUCCAUUCCAACAAAUUCUGCAUCAAAUCGGUGGGAAAAGUAACAUUCAUUUAAUCAGUGCUGUGACUGGACCUGAUGGAGACACCCGGGGAUUACAGGACUUUAUCGCUGAUAUGUUUAAUAACGCGGAGCACGAAGAAACCACUGGCAACAGUAACGGCGCAAUCACAAUCCAAACUAAUGUGUCACGCACUGAUCGAUCAGAACAGAGUUCACCCGAUCACUGCAGCAAGAGCCAGAAACCAGAUCCACCCAAGAACAUCGGCGCAAAGCAGAGAGCCAUUAAGUGCUCCGUGAUCAUAUUCAUCUUCAAACACGAUUAUGUGUGUAAUAAAGAGAAUCACGUGUGUUUGAGGGAGAUUCUGAAGGACGUGCGAGCUCGCGUAAAGAGAAACGCGCUCCGCCCGGCGCUGCUGGGACUCGUUCACACUGACCGUGAUCAAUCGGAGUGUCGCGAUUCAGUGGGAUUGCUGGAUCGAUCACUGCGAUCAGUGUUCACUAAUCACCCCUCACAGGCCAUAUGGACCGGCUGUUACGUCACAAAGUCCCCGGAUUUGUUGCAGGCGAUCAGAUGGCACGCCUGCAUGGCUGUGAAGUCUUCAGUGUCUGCAGAUAGCGCCGUUGGCAGUAAAAGCAGUCUGUUUUGGCCAGUGAAAUGUUUCCCGGGAAUUUUCAGGAAGAGACACAGAGGACAGGCUGAUGUAAACACCAAGAGUUGGCAGCAAGCCAAUCCACAUGCAACUGUGGAAGGAAUUCCACUGCAGAUGCGGCACACAACAGACUGACGCCAGACCGGCUUUGCUAAUAGACCAAAAUGGAUGAAGAACAAGCCUCAAACUGUGUGCCUGUGUGCUACACAGGUCAUAUACUCUUGCACUAUGACUUACCAGUCAGGAAGAUUUGGAGAAAUGAGAAAUGAAGGCGAUGAAAGGCUGCUAGAGCAUUAUUCAUGAUGCAUCUUUAAUAGCUCAGAAGGAUAUAUCACUACUAUAACAGUAGCAUACAGAGUUUAUUAGUAUUAAAUAAUCUAAUGUGACAAUUGCUGAACACUGUGAUUGACUAAUGUA
Messenger RNA from Sinocyclocheilus grahami, 1287 nucleotides. RefSeq lists its product as uncharacterized. The coding region runs from base 196 to 1005 and encodes 269 amino acids. Lineage: Eukaryota; Metazoa; Chordata; Actinopteri; Cypriniformes; Cyprinidae. The transcript has 3 exons. The record is from RefSeq and is a predicted model, not a curated record.